Molecule: messenger RNA, 1461 nt
Organism: Botrytis sinoallii
Lineage: Eukaryota; Fungi; Ascomycota; Leotiomycetes; Helotiales; Sclerotiniaceae
Exons: 1
Coding region: 1-1461 (486 amino acids)
Biological process (GO): transcription by RNA polymerase II; negative regulation of transcription by RNA polymerase II; positive regulation of transcription by RNA polymerase II
Cellular component (GO): nucleus; negative cofactor 2 complex
Molecular function (GO): RNA polymerase II general transcription initiation factor activity; transcription coactivator activity; transcription corepressor activity
Source: RefSeq, a predicted model, not a curated record
AUGGACUCAACCUAUACACCUCAGUCUCCCGAUUUAUCAGGUUUCUUACCACCUGAUUCCCAUACCAAUAAACAUCAACCUUCCUUUCACCCAUUCAUCGCUUCAUCGGGAACAUCAUCAUUAUCAUCAUAUGCACCUAGAUCACCGGGGAUUCCUCAAUUUGGUAAUGGUACUAUUCCUAUUCCUACAUCCACAUCGACAUCGACAUCAACAACGACGUCCAGACUUUCUCAACCAAUACAACAUCUCAAUUAUCAUUCGCAUCAAUCACAUCAAUCCAAUCAUCCCAGAUUCACUCCCAACAAUCCGGGAAAUGUAAUGAAUGAAUUUCCGAAUUAUAAUACAUUUCACACCACAAAUCAAUAUAUGCCACCAAUUCCCGCAUUACCACCGACACAUUCUUUCGGAAGUCAAGGAACAACUUUAACCACAACUGCGCCUGCUGCCACUACCACUCCUGCCACUACUGCGACAACUCCAACCACGGCUCCACAAUUUUACUACCCCUCUCAUUCGGAUUUGGUCAAUAAUAAUAACAAUUCACCCAUCAUUACAUCUUCUUCUACUCCUUCUCACUCACAACCACAACCACAAUCACAACCACAUACACAACCACAAUCACAACCACAUACACAACCACAUACACAACCACAUACACAACCACAUACACAACCACACACACAAUAUCUCGAUCAAUUUCAAAACACCGAAGCGUCAUUAUCUUCUCAAUCCCCUUACGACCAUCGCAUCCCUUCACCAUUCACGCUGGGUAAUGAUCCAGUAGAGAUAUAUCAGUACAACAAUAACCCUCAAAAACCUCUCUAUCACGAAUCAUAUACAAAUCAACUUGAUACAACCACGCGACAACCUCGUCAAUCACGCGUCAAAUCUCAACCCAUUACCACUGCUUCAUUCAAUCAAUCUCACACUCCUCAAUACCAACCCAAUAUGUCUUUCGCCAUAGCACCUCAACCCCCCGCGGCUCCUCUUACGAAUAAAAAUCCAAACCCAGAUGGAAUAGAAAUCCGCACAAAGUUUCCCGUCGCCCGCAUAAAACGGAUAAUGCAAGCCGAUGAAGAAGUAGGAAAAGUCGCGCAAGUUACUCCGGUCGCAGUAUCGAAAGCCUUGGAACUUUUCAUGAUAUCGUUAGUACAAGGCGCGGCAAAAGUGGCACGGGAGAAGGGAGGAAAAAGAGUUACGGCAGGUUGUUUGAAGAGAGUGGUGGAGGAAAAUGUUCAAUUUGAUUUUUUGAGUGAGAUUGUGGGGAGGGUUCAAGAGGUUGUGCCGGCGGCGAAGGAGGAGAAGGAUGGGGAGGGAAAAAAGAGGAAGGCGUCGGCGGCGAAAAAGGAAGAGGGGAGUGAGAGUGAAGUGGAGCCGGAAGUGGAUGCGGGUGAACCGAAGAAAAAAGGAAGGGGAAAGGGAAAGGGAGGAAGGAAGAAGAAGGUUGAGGCUGAAUCUUGA